AUGCCCGCCCUUCCAUUCACUGUCAAAGCGAUCUUUGAAUACACCUCUGAUCAUGAAGAUGACCUUACAUUUUCAAUUGGUCAAAUCCUUACGGUGACAGCGGAGGAGGAUGAAGAAUGGUUCUACGGAGAGUACACAGAUGAGACUGGAGCCAGGAAGGAGGGAAUCUUUCCCAGGAAUUUCGUGGAAAGAUACGAUCCUCCAGCACCACCUCGACCUUCAAGACCAAGUAGACCAAAAAAGGAGUCUGAAGCUCCCUCGCAUGUCGAGGCAGCGGCUCCCCAACCACCUCAACCAGUCAGCAGCCCCACGCCAACAAACCCGGAACUCGAAGCCCCAUUGCCAAUUGAGAAGGAGUUCGAGUCCAAGCCAUCCCAAAUCCUUCCACCGCCAGCCAUAGAAAGCCAACCGUCAGGUACACAUCAACAAGCGCUGCCACAGCCUCCAGUGAGCACCACCUCUAAAGCAGAAUCCAAACCUCCGCCACCUCCCGUUGCCGAGAAGCCAACCGGAUCGUCCUUUAGGGAUAGAAUUGCGGCGUUCAACAAGCCGGCAGCAUCGCCAAUCACACCUUUUAAUCCAGCCGGGGUAAAUACAAAUGCCUUCAUCAAAAAGCCAUUCGUCGCCCCACCCCCAAGCAAGAAUGCAUACGUUCCCAUGCCAGUCGAAGCAUCGCCAGCAAGGAUAUAUAAGCGGGAGGAAGACCCUGAAAUAGAGCGAAACCAUGAGCGACCAGCUGCUAGGUCACCACCCCCCGUGGAAGCUGGAGAUGAAGAGGACCAACCUAAACCUACCUCUCUGAAGGAACGAAUUGCGCUGUUACAGAAGCAACAACUCGAACAGGCAGCACGGCAUGCAGAAGCAACUCAAAAAAAAGAAAAGCCUAAGAAACCACCCACAAAGAAACGCGUAGAGCCGCAAGAAACUGCAGACCACGGGGAUCCCAGCCAGGGUGCGGAAUUGGAAAGAACUGUAACUUCUGAAACAGCUAGAGGGUCCCCUCCAGCCACAGAUCACCAUGACGAGGGUACUCAACACAAAUCUCGCAACCCCGUUGUACCCGUCAUAAGUCCUCCGCAGCCUUCACGAGAGCUUACAAGCGACACUAAUGAUGCCGACUACUCCGGCACUGGUGACACAGAGGAAGCCGAGGAAACUUCAACUAGUAAAGAGGACGUCGAUGAGAAACAGAUGAAUCAGGGCAUGGACGUGGCAGAGGGUGAACAGGAAAGCCGGAAGGACUCCAAAGGCUCCAAGGCUGAAGCUGAGGGUGAAGCAGCAGAAGGGGAGGAAGAAGAAGGCGAAGAUGAAGAUGAAGAUGAAGAAAUUGAUCCCGAAAUCAAGCGAAGAAUGGAGCUUCGUGACCGUAUGGCGAAAAUGAGUGGCGGAAUGGGUAUGAUGGGAAUGUUUGGACCGCCUCCCGGCAUGCCAGGAAUCCCAAGUGGUGGAUAUAAGAAACCGAAACCUGCUCCAUCAGCUGAUAAUGAAAUGAAAUCUCCGGGCGAAGAACGCUCAGCUCCAGCGACACAUGCACCUCCUGUUCCGGUUAUGGUUCUCCCAGGAAUGCAAGCACGCAAGCAAGAGACUAUAAAGUCUCCAACCGAAAGCAGGGGAGAAGAGGCAGAUGUGCACGUAACCACUGCGGUCCAAUCACCUAAAAUAAUAAAUGAGGAAUCUGAGAUUCCGGAUACUUCAGCACAGCCAAAGAUAGACAGGGCACCUCCGCCUCCUCCAUCAGAAGAACGCUCACCACCGCCACUUCCGCCAAGUCAUUCGAGGCCAGCGCCUCCUCCCGUUCCAGGCGACCGGCCCAUCCCCCCUUCUUCUGCACCAGACUCCCGUGCUCCUUUGCUGCCUACUAGGAGAACGAUGUCUCCGAGCCUAGGCGAAGAGUCAGAUGAUGAGCUCUCUGCUGUUCCCGAAACUUUGCAAAUUGAAAGUCAAUCGAGCGAUAGCUGUCCAACUGCAGUCCUUCCUAGCCGAAAAGAAGAUGUAGCGCCGCCUUUGAAGUCACCUACAGCAACUGAAGAGAGACGAUUAAGCCAUCCACCUCCAGUUCCACAGAUUCCUAUUGUGCCAUCCGCCCAGAGUCGUCCACCUCCGCCGCCUCCGCCUUUCCCGGUUAGUCGUAAGUCAACAAACGAUAGUCGGAUGAGCGCAAGGACACAGACGGGGCUCGCUGGAAAUGACACGGAAGAAGAAAUCACAGAAUACGAGGGCGACUAUGACACCGAUAUUGCUUCUGGCGCAAAGCACAAGGACGCUCUUAAAGCGCAUGGACGCGAUUCUAGCGUGGAUGAAGGCACCAUUACGGAUGACUUCAAUAGUCAACCUCCCAGAACUUCACACGACAUACGUCCACCACCUCCUCCUCUUACCGGCGCCCCUCGUGGUGCCCCUCCACCUCCUCCAGCCCAACCCCCAAGAUCGGUUCGUCAAUCCGUUGACAUGCCAAGACUACCUCCGCCUCCAAUUCCUCCUCCUAAAGAUUAUGGUGCAAAAGAUGAUGAUGAUGAAUAUGAUCCAUACCGGUAUGAUGGACAGUCCACUGUUCCUCUCUCCGAAAGCCCGCCGGCUGUGACAGCGAAAUCACCUUCAGAAGAAGCCAGCGAAGAGGACAUCUAUCCGACGUCGCCACGUAGGCGUUCCAUCCACUCGCCUCCCUUACCAGCAACUGAACGCAUUACUGCGCAGCCUCCCCCUCCUCCAGUCCAAGCCCCUCCACAGCCUACAUCACGAAGUCAACCGUCUCGUCAGUCGGCCGAUCUCCUUAGAAGUCAAUCCAAUACCCGUAGAUCUAUGGAUAUUCCGCGGAUGUCUAUGGAGGGCUAUAUUGCAAGUGAUGUCGACCUUGGGGAGAACACAUUUUGGUGGACGCAACCAAAAAUCCCUCCACCCUUUUUCCAAAACAGAAAGGACAUCCUCUAUGAAAUUGAAGAGGCUUCAUCCACGAAAAGAGGUGGCAAGACCACAAUCUCCAAGGAUAUUUAUGUUCUAUUCAUGGACUAUUCGCAAACUGUUAUCACUGUUCAGUUUGAUUCAAAAAACCCUGGCGAUGUUGUUCUGGAACAGCGCCACGAACCACCGCCUCCUCGACUCCGUCAAGAUCAACUCGAAAAUGCUCAUGCUCAGUUUGGGUCUCGUAUUUCGGAAGCUGUAGCCUCCAAACACAACACCACCGUCGGCGACGGAACACCCCAUGCCUUGGUGCAAGCACUACUUGCUCCACUUUCUGACGCUCUUCUCCCGGUCGGUAUUCGUACGUACGGUGCUGUGGUAUAUUCGAAUCUAGCCAACGCAUCUGUUCAACAAUACGAUGAAAUUCGUGCUGGCGACAUUGUCACCUUCCGGAAUGCUCGCUUUCAAGGUCACAGGGGAACAAUGCAUCAAAAAUAUAACAUUGAGGUUGGAAAACCAGAUCAUGUUGGCAUUGUCGUUGACUGGGAUGGUACCAAAAAGAAAGUUCGAGCAUGGGAGCAAGGUCGAGAAAGCAAAAAGGUCAAGAUUGAAAGUUUUAAACUAGGGGAUUUGAAGAGUGGAGAAUGCCGUGUUUGGAGAGUCAUGCCGCGCAGCUGGGUUGGGUGGGAUGGUGAGAAAUCAUAG
Molecule: messenger RNA, 3603 nt
Organism: Uncinocarpus reesii 1704
Lineage: Eukaryota; Fungi; Ascomycota; Eurotiomycetes; Onygenales; Onygenaceae
Exons: 3
Coding region: 1-3603 (1200 amino acids)
Biological process (GO): protein transport to vacuole involved in ubiquitin-dependent protein catabolic process via the multivesicular body sorting pathway
Cellular component (GO): ESCRT-0 complex
Molecular function (GO): protein binding
Source: RefSeq, a predicted model, not a curated record